Molecule: messenger RNA, 678 nt
Organism: Rotaria sp. Silwood1
Lineage: Eukaryota; Metazoa; Rotifera; Eurotatoria; Philodinida; Philodinidae
Source: the annotation of a GenBank genome assembly
AUGGCACGUUACGGACGUUCAUUACGUUUUGGAACUCGCAGACAAUUACUUGGCAAAGCUGUUUGGUUUCAAAUACAUCGAUUUCUGCUUUCUAUAUCUUCUUUAUUAAUACUUUUAGGCUUUUUCCUAAUUCUUGUUCGUGCUGGUGGUCAAUGGGUGAAUCUCCAAAUUCAUGGUCCACGUUUAUUUGCUCAUUCAAUACUUGGUAGCAUAAUUGUAUGCUGCGCUAUGAUACAAAUAUGGUUAGCAUUAUAUCGUUGCAAUCCUCGUAGUCGAUUUCGUUUUAUUUUUGAUUGGAGUCAUCGUAUCACUGGUUUAUUAGCUUUUAGUCUGUCAAUUCCAACGAUAUUUCUUAUCAUAUGUCUGAUGCCAAACUAUCGUACUGUUCUCAUUGUAAUUGUUUCACUUUGGGCUGCCUGGAUAAUCAUCGUUGUCAUAAUUUGUGAAAAAAUUGAAUGUAAAAAACGAGUAUCUCCGUUAUCAACGUCAAACGAUGUUCGACAAGAUGAUAGAAAUCAGAACAAUAUUAAUACAAAUGCAUUACCAGAUACUGAAGCAGCUACGCAAACAAACGUCGGUAGUCAAUAUCAUAAUCAAAUAAAAUUACUUUUACUGAUCAUUCAUAUUCCUAUUAGUAUUACUCUUUCUGUUUUACUUAUUGUAUAUAUUUCUAAAUAA